Sodiomyces alkalinus F11 is the source of this 3000-nucleotide messenger RNA. Its product is annotated as argonaute. NCBI's taxonomy places the organism in Eukaryota, Fungi, Ascomycota, Sordariomycetes, Glomerellales, Plectosphaerellaceae. The transcript is spliced from 3 exons. Gene Ontology annotation, molecular function: RNA binding; protein binding. Bases 1 to 3000 code for a protein of 999 amino acids. The record is from RefSeq and is a predicted model, not a curated record.
AUGUCUUUCGGAUCUUCGCAGGGCGGCCGGCAAGGCGCCCCGCCCGGUCCAGCUGGUCCGUCUCAACCUGUGUCGGGCUCCGCUCAAGCCUUGGUGCCUCAGAGUGGCCAGGCCGGCUACUCGACACCUUUGGGGUAUGACCCUGCUCGGACCUCGACCGAGGACAAGGGAAACACCCGCCUUGACUUGCCCCUCGAGGCUUAUAUUACUGCCGAACGUCUGCGAAAUGCCGGUAUCCAAGCAUUCGCCAGACGACCAAAGACCACGCCUAUCGGAAAGCCAGUUGACUUAGAAGUCAACCAAUUUCGGGUCAAUUCGUGGAAUGACCAGGCGAGGGCUUAUCAAUUCGAUGUAAGCAUCACCCCAGCGCCCUUGAAGCUGGGGCCCGUCUUCAAGAAAUGCUGGAAUCAUCCAGAUGUGAAGGCUGCACUCGCCAAGUACAAUACUCUCUGGCUUUAUGAUGGCAAGAAGCUUGCUUGGUCUUCGUGUCCCAUUCAACGUGGCGAGGAGCGUAUCCGUGUCGACCUCGACAAGGACCUCCCUCCUCGAGCGGAUGGCAAGCCACGUCGUACGGAUAACGAAUUCUAUUUCGUCAUCCGCCAGACGGCUGAGAUCAAUCUUGCCGUCCUUGAAGCCUACCUCAAGGGCCAGUGCGAUUGGAACAGCAAGGUUCUUGAAUGCAUGAAUUUUCUCGACCACCUUGUCCGUCAGUGGCCGUCGGAGAACUUGGUCUCCAUCAAGCGGAGUUUUUAUCCCACCCAGUCCGGUCAGCAGGUCGUCCGCGAACUUAGCUCUUGCGUCUGGUUGAUCAAGGGUGUCUAUGCCUCGGUUCGUAUGAACCAAUCGGUGGUGAAAGGUAUUGGCCGCGGCCUUGGUCUCAAUGUCGACGUCGCCAACACGGCUUUCUGGGCAAGCAACAAACCCAUGCCUGACCUGAUCAGGGAAUAUCUGGCUAUGGUCGAUCCCAAGCUGCGAGGCAAAAGCAUGGAUGAUCUCGUCUCGGAGCUGAGGCCUGUUCCCGUGAAGGUCAAGGACGGAAGAGUGCUUCACUCCAUGUCACAUGCUUUCAAGCUACUGCGACGGUUAUCGAAGCUUCAGUUCACAGUCCGGCAUCGUGCCAAGGAACAGAACGAGCGUCAGUACCGCAUUUUGACCUUCGAGUUCGCUGAGAAGUACCGAGAAGAAGGUGCCACGGCCAGAAAUGUCAUGAUUCCCAACCGCGAUGGCAAUGGUACUAUCAGCAUUCUGGAAUACUUCAAGAAACAGUACGGCUACAACAUCAAAUGUCCCGACUUCCCUCUAAUCCUGACAUCUAAAGCGGGCCUGUUCCCCAUCGACGUCUGUAACGUCUCUCCCAUGCAGCGAUUUCCUUUCAAGCUGGGUCCCGAUGAAACAAGGAAGAUGAUUGAGCACACCGCGACGCUUCCCAACCAGCGUCGUCAGGAUAUCAUGACUGGGAAGAGAAUGCUCAAUUGGCCUGAGGAUCCGUUUCUUCGUCAGUAUGGGAUCAAGUUCGACGAGAACAUGGCCAAGACCACUGGCCGGCUUCUCGACCCCCCCGUAGUCCAGUUCGCCAACGGUCAGGCAGAUCCUAAGUUCGAAGGUCGCUGGGACUUGAGGGGGAAGAAGUUCCUCGAGCCUAACGCCAUCGCCUUGUCGUCGUGGGGCUUCAUGAUUCUUGAGCGGUCGGCCACCCCUGAGCACACCCGACAAUUCGCGAUGGGUUUCAAGAAGAAAUAUAUGGAGCACGGUGGCAAAAUCACUUCUGAUCCCAUCAUCAUAACCUCCCAAGGCCACGAGCCGAACGUCGCGGAGGCGGUGAAGAACGGAAUCAACGAGAUCCGGCGUCAAACCAACCAGGCGGUGCAGAUAUUGUUCUGUAUCCUCAAGUGGUCCAAUUCGGGCAACUACGAACGUCUGAAGAAGUCGGCAGACUGCCGCUUUGGAGUUCUGACCCAGGUGAUCUUGUCCAAGCACGUUCCCAUGAACAAGGACCAAUACCACUCCAACGUCGCGAUGAAGGUGAAUGCUAAGCUCGGCGGCACGACGAGUUUCGUCCCGAAGAUAAACAGGGCCAAGCCCAAGGAUCCCUCACCUCCCUUCUUUAGCGUCCCGACCAUGAUCAUUGGCGUCGACGUCACCCACGGGACCCCUGGAGUGCCCAAUGUUCCAUCGAUGGCCGCCAUGACCAUGUCCAUGGACAAAUACGCCUGUCGCUAUGCUGCUGCCGUCCAGACCAACGGUUUUCGGGUGGAACUCCUGGCUCCCACGACCACCCAGGAGUUUCUUGGGAAAUUGCUCCCCAUGUGGCAGAAGAAGGCGAACAUGGCUGCACCUCACCACAUCAUUUACUUCCGCGACGGCGUCUCCGAGGGUCAGUUCGCCCAGGUUCUCGAGACAGAGAUCGCUGUGAUCAAGGACUGGUUCCGAACGGAGCUAAAAAAAUUCAAUGCCCCGAUGCCCAAAUUCACGGUCAUCGUUGCCACCAAGCGGCAUCACAUUAGAUUCUUCCCCCGGCAGGGUCAGGGUGACCGGAAUGGGAAUCCCAGGCCCGGCACACUCCUGGAGACGGAGGUGUGCCACCCAUUUUAUUGGGAUUUUUAUUUGUGUGCGCAUAGUGCCAUCAAGGGCACGUCCCGGCCGGUACACUAUACGGUCCUGCUGGAUGAGUCGGGCAUGAACCCGGCCACACUACAAAUGAUGAUUUACCAACACUCAUAUCAGUACAUGCGCAGCACGACGCCUGUCUCCUUGCACCCCGCAAUUUAUUAUGCGGACCUGGCCUGCGGACGCGCACGUACUCACGAGACGAUCGCUACGAGUGAGGGAUAUCGUUCGGGACCCAAGGCUGCCGAAGUGGCUAUUGACGUGGCGGCAUUUGAGGCGUCUCUGAGCAAUGCCAAAAUUGGCACGGACUCGCUUCCACUGUUGCCCAUGGGUGGAGAAGAAGCGCUGGAAAUCAACAAAAAAUUCUUUCCCACCACGAUGUGGUACAUCUGA